AUGGGGGCUUUUUUAAACAAACCUGAGACUAAGAAAUACAAUGAGAGCGGGGAAGGUAACGGUCUGCGCUAUGGCGUGGCGUCAAUGCAGGGCUGGCGCGUGGAGAUGGAAGAUGCUCACCACGCUCAACUAACACUGAAUGGAACGUUGUCAGAUUGGUCGUAUUUCGCUGUUUUCGAUGGCCACGCGGGUGCCCGAGUGUCCGCGCAUUGUGCAGACAAUCUUUUAGAAUGUAUCUUACAAACUGAGGAGUUCAGACGGGACGAUAUAGCUGAGGCUAUACGCGCCGGGUUUCUCGAUCUCGAUAAAAAAAUGAGAGAAUUACCGGAUCUGUCAAAUGGAGUAGAGAAGUCUGGGUCGACAGCAGUCUGCGCGUUUGUAUCGCCUAAACAGAUUUAUAUAGCAAACUGUGGAGAUUCCCGAGCUGUUUUAGCCCGUAAUGGGGCACCCAUAUUUGCGACACGCGACCACAAACCUGAGUUACCAUCAGAAAAAUCGCGAAUUGUUCAAGCGGGAGGUACAGUAAUGAUACAGCGAGUCAAUGGGAGUCUAGCAGUGUCUCGUGCUUUAGGCGACUAUGAAUAUAAGAAGGUGUUGGAUCGUGGACCAUGCGAGCAGCUUGUCUCCCCUGAGCCUGAAGUAUCAUGUCAUGAACGACUAGAGUCUGAAGACGAGUUCUUGGUGCUGGCAUGUGAUGGAGUAUGGGAUGUGAUGAGUAAUGAAGCCCUUUGUGCAUAUGUACAUUCACUACUACAAUUAACAGAUGACCUUGUUGCUAUCACCAAUCAAGUAAUUGAUACCUGUCUCUAUAAGGGGAGCAAAGAUAACAUGAGCAUUGUGCUGGUUGUGUUUCCUGCUGCACCAAAGCCAGAUCCUGAAGCUCAGCGUGCUGACCGUGAACUCGAUGAAACACUUCGACAAAGGCUCACAGCGUUUAUUCAAGCCAACGCCGGUGCAGAUGACGAAGACGCCUCCUCGCGUUUCUCGCGAGUUCUUAAACAGUUGGUGGAGGAAAACAUCCCGGGCCUACCCCCAGGAGGCGGCCUAGCUGCUAAGCAAGGAUUACUGGACAAAAUCUACAGGGAGUUCUACCCGGAGCACACUGACAGCUCGGAGACAUUCGACUGUCAGACUGAGAUCGCCGAGUCCCUGGGUUCAAACUAG
This is a messenger RNA of Pieris macdunnoughi, 1164 nucleotides long. Lineage: Eukaryota; Metazoa; Arthropoda; Insecta; Lepidoptera; Pieridae. The record is from the annotation of a GenBank genome assembly.